Megalops cyprinoides (Indo-Pacific tarpon) is the source of this 1411-nucleotide messenger RNA. RefSeq lists its product as uncharacterized. The transcript is spliced from 2 exons. NCBI's taxonomy places the organism in Eukaryota, Metazoa, Chordata, Actinopteri, Elopiformes, Megalopidae. The coding region runs from base 15 to 839 and encodes 274 amino acids. The record is from RefSeq and is a predicted model, not a curated record.
AAGUAGUGAAUGGGAUGGUUCGUUCCUCAUCCAAUAAUGGGAGGUAUUCCCAAACCAAAAAUAAAGAGGAUGGGGAGAGAGACAUACGUGAGAGUGAGGUUGAUGGAAAAGGCACAUAUUCUGACAUCGAUUUUGAAGAGGAUGACAAGACUGAAAAUAAGAAAUCAUCAUUAUGCUCAUCUGGAAGUUUCUCCUCAGACAGCAGCAAGGAGGAUUCUGAGGGUGACGCAGAAGAAGUGAAAGAAAACAUGAAAGAAGAAAAGGCAGCAGAGGAUACGACAGGGCAGACAGAAGGGGUGGAAGGCACCUCACUGCCUCUAACUGAAAAAGACCAACAGAGUUUUGAAGAGCAAAGUGAAGCAGGGGAUGAUAGUAAUAUAGAGACCAGUUCCCCAGCACCCCCUCAGACAAUAAUGACAGCAGAGGGUGGCGCCGAGACACAUGAAAGCCCUGGCGGUAGCACAGAGAAGACUGAACUUGAACUGUUGGACAGCAGUAAGCAACCUGAGAAGAGGACAGACAAGCGUACUAUUUGUGCCGCAGUAGAUAAAUGUGGCAACGCAGCUAAGACAGAGGAGGAGCUUUCCAGCGUCACAAAGCCUGAGAGGGGUAAGUAUUCAGACCCUUCAGAGCUGUGUGCUGCUGUGCCUGUCACUCAGCUCUGUGUGCUGGUCGUGGGCUCUCCUGUACAGUUGCUUGAAAUCUGUGGGCAUUUGCGUAUUACUAUAUUUUUAACUAAUGUUUAUGAUUCCAGUAUUUUCAGAAUGACUUUUUGGUUUUCAUGUCAUAUUGACCACCUCAGAAUAUGUACAUAUAUGAAUAUAGAUAUACAUAUAUGAAUAUGAGUUACUGUAAGAAUACUGACCUGCAUGUUACAAAUAUUUUCAUUUUGUGUGAUCUGCAGCACAUUACAAUGCAUGAUAUGUGUAACAACAGAGUCAGAAGACCCAAGUGCAGAGCUCCAGUACUUUUAAUACAGAGUCCACAAAUCCAAAACAGAAUCUUCUAGAAUGGUCCAAACACAAGGCAGGGUCAAAGAACUUGGAGGGCAAACAGUAGUCCCAAACAAACAAUCCAAAUCGCCAGACAAAAAGCAGGGUCAAAAGACAGGCAAACAGGAACAGAGCAAAGCACAAACACCAAGAAACCGGUUCAGUAUACGAGUGCAAUACCUCACAAAGAGGUGCCUGAACUGCAGUCCUUAAAUCCCCAGUGGUGAUUAACUGAAUUUGCUGCAGGUGUGGUUAAAACUCAGGCAACUCAGAGCGUGGGUGUGGUUGAACAGGGAGUUGGCUGGAGGUGGGUCUGACAAUAUGUAGCUCAUGGGAAAAUAAUGCAAUGAUACAAUUUUGAAUUGCCAGUAUAAGCCUAUAUUGCAUCAAAAUUUUGUCCUGUUGUUAAUAAUGUUCAA